Molecule: messenger RNA, 1517 nt
Organism: Neurospora hispaniola
Lineage: Eukaryota; Fungi; Ascomycota; Sordariomycetes; Sordariales; Sordariaceae
Product: S1/P1 nuclease
Exons: 2
Coding region: 115-1035 (306 amino acids)
Biological process (GO): DNA catabolic process
Molecular function (GO): endonuclease activity; nucleic acid binding
Source: RefSeq, a predicted model, not a curated record
AGGGCUGACUUUAAAAAUGGUAGCCGGCGCCGUGGACCAGCAAUUGCUGGCUUUCCUGCUGCUCACGGUUUCCGAGUCUCUUCUUGUUCCUCAGCAGCCUGAACGCCCAUCACCAUGAAGACCUCUGUUGUCCUCCCCGUCGUCCUCCUCCAGGCCGCCACCGUCAGCGCCUGGGGCAAGCUCGGCCAUGCCACCGUCGCGUCUGUUGCUCAGCAGUAUCUCACCCCCAACACCGUGAAGCAGGUCCAGACCAUCUUGGGCGACAACUCGACCAGUUAUAUGGGCAACAUUGCGUCGUGGGCUGACUCUUUCCGCUAUGAGUCGGCGGCCAAUGCGUGGUCCGCCGGUCUUCAUUUCGUGAACGGCCAUGACGCCCCUCCCCCGGAGAGCUGCCACCUUGUCCUCCCGGAGGACUGCCCUCCUGAGGGCUGUGUCGUUUCCGCUAUCGGAAACUACACCGAGCGUGUGCAGAUGAAGAACAUCACUGCCGACCAAAAGGCGCAGGCUCUCAAGUUCAUCGUCCACUUUUUGGGUGAUAUUGCCCAGCCUCUGCACACCGAAGGCUUCGGCGAGGGAGCCAACAACAUCACCGUCACCUUCCAGGGUUACAAGACCAACUUGCACGCCGCCUGGGACACCUCAAUCCCCAACGCCAUGCUCGGCAUUUCCCCUCCGACCAGCGCCGCCAACAUCACCAGCGCCGACUUUUUGGGGUGGGCCAACAACCUCGCCGCCAAGAUCAACCAGGGCCAGUACCGCAAGGACGUCCGCAGGUGGUUGCGUUACCACUCGGUCGCCACAAGGAAGGCUUCCGAGCGCGCGGCUGCCGCUUGGGCCCAAGAUGGCAAUGAGGAGGUCUGCCACUACGUCAUGAAGGUUCCCGGCAAUCAGCUGAACGGUACCGAGAUUGGCGGUGAUUACUACAAGGGCGCUACCGAGGUCGUUGAGCGCAGCAUUAUCAAGGGCGGCAUCAGACUGGCGGGCUGGUUGAACUUGAUCUUUGACAACCGCACCGGCUUCGAGUUCUGGCACUAAGUUUGUCUGUAGGCUUGAUGGCUGUGUGAAUGUCGGUACCAGGCUACUGCUGGUAGACGGGCGACUGAUCGGCUGUAAUAUAUAAAUUGUGUGAUACCCCUAGAGGCUUUUUCGUUUCCCAGUUGUGACAUAGAUGUUGAACUGUGCUUGGAAAACGGGACUUCCUCUUAUGUUGUAUCUCAAAGAUGACAAUGGUCGUCCUUUAUCAAGUUUGCUUGACAUAUUGGUCACUUGGCAACUCUGUGCUUCGAUGGAACGAUCAAUGGAAAUUGAUAACACACGAAGCAGCCGAUGACUGAUCGACGUAUAGCGCUUGAUGCUCGGCUCGCUAAUGGUUCAUAGGUGUGACUAGUUAACGGGUUAAUUUUAUAGACCUGACGAGUAUCGAAGUGAACUUAUUGGUGAAGAAGACUCGAUACAUUCCUUGGCCAUAUGGCCGACUGUGGCACCCGGCUUCAAACCUGCGGCGGGUCUGAGGGUGG